UAUCACUCCGCUGCCAACGCCACGAGAGCGCAGUUUUUACAUUACAUCGUCGCAUCAAAGAACCACACGAUCAGCCUUUCUUUCUCUCGCUGUCCACCUUCCUCGAAGUCGAAGCCAUGGCGCCUCGCAGCCGCCUCCUCGACCUGGAGACGCACGACGUGCUCUUCUUCUACGGCGGCGACUGCCACUACGGCGACUGCGCCGGCGUGGCCGCCCGCGCUGUCGUCUUCCUCGCCGCCGCCCUGCUCCUCCACCUCGUCGCCCCGCUCCCGCACGCCACCGCCGCCUGCGCGGGGCUCUACGGCGCCUACUGCUUCCUCCUCGACCGCGCCGCGCGGCGGCCACGCUCGCGGUCUUGCUCUUCCGCCGGGCCGCCCCCUCGCGCCACUACUACUCGGCGCGUGAUGGCAGGCUGCGGUGGUGGAGCAGGAAUCGUGUGCUCGAAAUGAUCAUCAGGAACCAGGGUGUUUGCUGGAUGCUUGCCAUUGUUAAAUUGCAAAUCCUAUAGCUGACUAGCUCAAACAAUAAACACACUCCGAAUUAGCGAGAACCAGAAAAGGGUUCUCCUUUUUUUUCCUUUGUGAAACCAUACUAGAAAAGGGUUCGGCUUGAAAAUAUAUCCCUGACGUCGUACCGUGGCGUCUGGAUAUGUAAUAUACUUCGAAAUAUAUGAUACAUGUAAUAUCUCGCAAAGUUUUACUGGAAAUAUGAAUGGAUUGCUGGUUUAUUUGCUUUCA
Molecule: messenger RNA, 737 nt
Organism: Panicum virgatum (switchgrass)
Lineage: Eukaryota; Viridiplantae; Streptophyta; Magnoliopsida; Poales; Poaceae
Exons: 1
Coding region: 117-449 (110 amino acids)
Source: RefSeq, a predicted model, not a curated record